GCGUGAGCGGCCAAAUUAAUUAAUUCAACAAGAAACUAAAGCAACUUUUAAAAUUGUUUUCAAUUGAUUAAUUUGCUCUCUCUAUUUUUUUUCUGGUCCAAGAAGCAUUGUCUAUCCAUCCAUGCAUUUGUCAUCUGCCAACUCACCUACCUGAUGGUUGGGUCUCAUAUGCAAUGUUUCUUUGAUUUUUGUUGCUAUGUAGGAGUAGUAUAUAUAGAGAGAGGGACCUGAGAUGUUGCUUGUGAGUUUCAGAGGCUAAAAGCUAGCUAGGUGUAGAUAGCUUCUUGUGAUAUAUUGCCUCUGCUUGCCAUGGCGGUAGCUCACCUUCUUAUCCAACUCAUCUCCAUGGCUGGCAAUGGUGUUGGAGCCUGCAGGGUGCAGAUUAUUCCGGCCAUUAUCUUUCUUCAGCUCCUCUUUAGAGCUCUUGGCGCGGAUGGCGCGUCGUCGUUCAGCUUCACCAACAGCUGCCAGUAUCCGGUGUGGGUGGGCGUGCUCCACGGCGCCAGCUCGCCGGCGCUGGCGCGCUCCGGCUUCUACCUCGCGCCGUCGGGCACGUACCACCUCGCCGCGCCGUCGUCGGGGACAUGGUCCGGCACGUUCUGGGCGCGCACCGGCUGCGCCGUCGACUCCUCCACCGGCCGCUUCACCUGCGCCACCGCGGACUGCGGCUCCGGCGACGUCGCCUGCAACGGCCGCGGCCCGUCGCCGCCGGUCACGCUCGCCGAGAUCACCCUCGCCGCGCCGGGCUCCGGCGGCCAGGACUUCUACGACGUCAGCCUCGUCGACGGGUUCAACGUGCCGGUGCGCCUCGCGCCGUCGUCGUCGGGCGGCGGCGGCGGCGACUGCCACGCCGUGUCGUGCGCGGGCGACGUUAACGCCGCGUGCCCCUCCGACCUCCGCGUCGUGUCCGGCGCCGGCGCCGUCGUGGCGUGCCGGAGCGCGUGCGACGCGUACCGGAGCGCGCGCUACUGCUGCACCGGCGCCUACGGCUCGCCGGCGGCGUGCGGGCCCACCGACUACUCGCAGGUGUUCAAGGCCGCGUGCCCGGCGGCGUACAGCUACGCCUACGAUGACGCCAGCAGCACGUUCACCUGCUUCGGAGCAUCCAGCUAUGACGUCACCUUCUGCCCUCGAUCUUAAUUACAAUGUGAUUGUUGCUAAUUAUAAGUUAUAUGAAACUAUAUCAUCAAUUCAUCAUUAUUAUGAUGGUUGGUCUGCUCUGCACAAUAACGAAGGGAUCGGAGAGAGAAUUAUUUAUUUAUUCUUAGGCUCACUUUAUACUUCAUACACAAGAGUCAUCAGAAACCCCCAUAUUUCAUUUGAAA
Oryza sativa Japonica Group (Japanese rice) is the source of this 1325-nucleotide messenger RNA. RefSeq names its product thaumatin-like protein 1b. Lineage: Eukaryota; Viridiplantae; Streptophyta; Magnoliopsida; Poales; Poaceae. Gene Ontology annotation, cellular component: extracellular region. The record is from RefSeq and is a predicted model, not a curated record. Gene Ontology annotation, biological process: defense response.